Dovyalis caffra is the source of this 312-nucleotide messenger RNA. Lineage: Eukaryota; Viridiplantae; Streptophyta; Magnoliopsida; Malpighiales; Salicaceae. The record is from the annotation of a GenBank genome assembly.
AUGUUCAGCGUUGAUGGGGUGAUCGUGUGGUGGGGAAAAGCUGCUGGAGUGGCUGUUGCUGCUACUCCGGCCAGUGUUGGUCCGACCAAGGGUGGAGGUGGGCUUGAUAACCGAUCAUGUCGUAGCCUAUCACGUGUCGGGUGUUGCACCCGAACACAAGUUGAUCAAGGUGAGACGUUUGAGCCUGAAUGGAUAAUUGAGGAUACUGGGGAUAAUGACUCCAAUGAUGAAAGAGAGAUUAGGAAGAGCAUUGAGUCUUCGAUGGAUUGCAAAAUCAAUGCAGCCAUCAAGCGAGCAGCUAGCAAAAAUUGA